AUGAACACCGUCGGCUUCACGUGGCAGGCAGCGCCCGCCGCCACCGAGAUGGAGGUCCUCGCGCUCGACUGGCUCGCGCAGCUCCUGCGCCUGCCGCCCAGCUUCAUGAACCACACCGGCGCUGCUGGGCGCGGCACCGGUGGCGGCGUCAUCCUGGGAACCACCAGCGAGGCCAUGCUCGUCACCCUCGUCGCCGCGCGUGACGCUGCCCUCAGCCGGAGUGGCUCCCAGGGCGUGUCCGGCCUGCCGCGCUUGGCCGUGUACGCCGCCGACCAGACGCACUCCACCUUCUUCAAGGCGUGCCGCCUCGCCGGCUUCGACCCGGCCAACAUCCGGUCCAUCCCCACCGGCCCGGAGACGGACUACGCCCUCGACCCGGCGAGGCUGCUCGAGGUCAUGCAGGCCGACGUCGACGCCGGCCUCGUGCCGACCUACGUCUGCGCCACGGUCGGCACCACGUCGUCCAACGCCGUCGAUCCGGUGGGAGCCAUUGCCGACGUCGCCGCCGUGUUCAAUGCGUGGGUGCACAUUGACGCCGCCUACGCCGGGAGCGCGUGCAUCUGCCCGGAGUUCCGGCACCACCUCGACGGCGUGGAGCGCGUCGACUCCAUCAGCAUGAGCCCGCACAAGUGGUUGCUCACCUGCCUGGACUGCACGUGCCUUUGGGUGCGCGACACGCACCGCCUCACCGACUCGCUGGAGACCAACCCGGAGUACCUCAAGAACGACGCCAGCGAGUCCGGCAACGUCACCGACCUCAAGGACAUGCAGGUCGGCGUCGGCCGCCGUUUCCGGGGGCUGAAGCUCUGGAUGGUCAUGCGCACCUACGGCUCCGCCAAGCUCCAGGAGCACAUCCGGAGCGAUGUCGCCAUGGCCAAGAUGUUCGAGGAUGCCGUGCGCGACGACGACCGGUUCGAAGUCGUGGUUCCCAGGAACUUCGCGCUCGUGUGCUUCAGGAUCAAGCCUCAUGGCGGCUGCAUGACGGAGGAGGACGCCGACGAGGCCAACCGUGAGCUCAUGGAGCGCCUCAACAGGACCGGGAAGGCGUACUUGGCACACACGGUGGUCGGCGACAGGUUUGUGCUGCGGUUCGCCGUGGGUUCGUCGCUGCAGGAGGAGAGGCACGUCCGGAGCGCGUGGGAGCUCAUCAACAAGACCACCACUGAGAUCAUGCAGGAACAGAUCGUUGUGGAGUAG
Miscanthus lutarioriparius is the source of this 1197-nucleotide messenger RNA. The record is from the annotation of a GenBank genome assembly. Lineage: Eukaryota; Viridiplantae; Streptophyta; Magnoliopsida; Poales; Poaceae.